Molecule: messenger RNA, 1989 nt
Organism: Guyanagaster necrorhizus
Lineage: Eukaryota; Fungi; Basidiomycota; Agaricomycetes; Agaricales; Physalacriaceae
Exons: 11
Coding region: 123-1742 (539 amino acids)
Source: RefSeq, a predicted model, not a curated record
AUCACAAGCAUCAUCAGCAUUUCAUCAGAGUUGUGCAACAUCCUUAUUCAACGGGUGGCAACCUCAUCCCCGUAUAAAAUCACUCUUUGUUCCUCACCUCUUAUCUGCAUCACCCGUAACUCAUGAAUCUUCUGUGGAUUUUAGGACUAUCGUUUUCUGCAUACGGCGUCGCUUUAUACCUUGGGCGCGCUGUCCGACGUAGGCUGCUCGUGAAGCAGACAUGUGUGCUCGACAUCGACUCACUGGGACUUAGGCUUCCUCGCGAGAAAAUCAAGGGAACAGCUGUUAUCUGUGGCGGAAGCAUCGGGGGUCUCAUGGCAGCUCGAGUAUGCCAUGACCACUUUGACGACGUUGUCGUCGUUGAACCAGAGGCGUGGCUGAACACGGCGGAUGCAACACGUGUAGAUCCAUGGAACCAACAAAGCAAGCGCUCCCGAAUUAUGCAAUACGACUCCUUGCAUGUCCUUCUACCUUUGGGAUACAAGGCAAUGUCUAAACUGUUCCCCAAUCUCGAAGAACAAGGAAAAGCAUCUGGCAUCAAAGUGGGUCCUAGCAAAUUGCACAUUCAUUUUUGGGGAAACGAUACUCGGAUGCCAGAUGAAGAAUACGGAGGCGCCCUUCCUAAAACCAUCUAUGCAGGCCGCGCUGGUAUGGAGACGUUUCUACGUCGCCUGGUACUCGGGGGUGAUUACAAGAAUAUUCGCCAAGUCAUUGGGACAGUCACCGGUGUCGCUCGAAAUACCCGCAGUCCAGAGUUCAUCGACCAGGUUACGAUCCGUACCCCUGAAGGUAUCCAAAAUAUUCCCGCUGUUCUCGUCGUCGAUUGCACAGGCGUCGCUGCCGCUGGCAUGAAAUGGCUUCGACGGGAAGGAUAUGGGUUCGCCGAUAGAUACAGUCCGAACCAGUUACCUCUCGACCAACUAAAGAUUGCCUACGAUCAAAAGCUUCAUUACACUACACUCCAAUUUCACGUCACGCCUGAACUUGGGAGAGAGCUCCCCGGACUCCCGGUUCCAUACGAUGAAUGUUGGGUAAUUUAUCACAACUCGAUGGAUCCCAAGAAGGAUAACCGCAGUGUAUAUUCUCACUGUGUGGAUGGAGACAUCAUACAAAUUUGUUUCAGUGCCAUGGGUGAAUGCGAACUUCCGAAGACGCUUGAGGAAGCGAAGGCCUGCGCUCGAUCUCUAGUCACUGAAAAACCUAUCCCUGAGACGUUCUUCCAAAUGCUUGACAUGCUCGACAAAGUGAAAGAUACCAUGACUUGCAGUGAAGUUCAUUAUCCCGGUUCCAGCUACAUCAGAUACGAAAGAGCUGCCAACUUGCCGACGAAUUGGGUUGCUAUGGGCGACAGUGUCAUGAGGAUCAACCCCAUCUAUGGGCAGGGGUGCUCCAAGGCCUUCUUUGGUGCUAUUUGUCUACACAAGCUGCUCAUGGACUCGACGGUGAUACCAAAAGAUUUAUCAAAGAAAUAUUUUCGCAUCCACGCAGAGAAGAUUAGUCCACUAUGGGCAUCUCUCAAAGUUGGUGAUUAUUCGUUCCCGACGACAGUCCCACUUCCCGGGGAGACAUUAUCUAAAGGCUCGUGGCUUCGAUGGUACAUGAAGAAGCUGACCAUUCUGUCUUUCACUGAUGACCAGGCUGGUUCUGUGUUAUGGCAUAUCAGAUCGCUCCUCGCUCCGACUACUGAUGCUUUACAGCCGGCACUGAUAUUCAAAGUGUGCUUGAGUCUCAUCAAAGGGUAGCACCAGCAAGUUUUAUACUGUUAUUAGGUAUCUGGUUCGAGGUUGCUAUUAAAAACCUUUCUCACAUAGUACGAUCGGCGACUUGAGAUUCUAUGCUCUAUUUCACCAUCAGCGACAUGCUACAUGACAACGCAUUUGAACAUCAUAGGAGGCAGAACACACCUUAGAUGCUUGCUGCUUGUAGGGACCUCGUGUCGCAUUCUUGAUCCAUCAGGAUAAUAUUCAGUUUGUUGGCAUUGAAUGAGAG